CUCGUUGGACGACGCAACUUCCUCCUAGUCAGUCAAGAUGGCGGAUUCCAAGAGGACGCGUGUGAAAGAUCGGGAGGCUGUCGCCCCUCUAGGCUAUGCGGUUAUUCCAGUUAAGUUCUCUGAAGAGCAUCAGUCACCUCACUACCUCUAUGUGAAGGAACACAAAGUCAGAGAGGACACAGAUCUUAAGAGGCCUCAGAACCGUACACUUUUUGUCUUGAAUGUCCCCCCAUAUUGUACAGAGCUUGAGGAAUGUUUGUCAAGGCUGUUCUCCGGUUGCUGCGCUGUACAGUCUGUGGAGAUGUGUGAAAAGCCAAGGCCGGGAGAAAAGACAGAAAUGCCCAAGACGAAGUUCUUCAAUACAGAGACAUCUAGGGGGUUCCAGGUUGCGUACAUAGUGUUUAAGAGUCCUGCUGGGGUCCAGGCUGCCAAAUGCUUAUCAACACAAGAGCCUGUAGUGAUAUCUUCUAACAGACAUCCUAUACAAACUGGAAUUCACAAAUGGAUUACCAGGUAUGCAGCUUCAGUUGUGGAUCCCACUGAGCUGAAGACGGAAGUGGACGCUUUCAUGCAAGCCUACGACCAGAAAGUUGCAAAAGAAGAAGCCAAAGCUGAGAAGGAAGAUGGUCUUCCAGAUGAAGAAGGAUGGGUGAAGGUGACACGGAAAGGUCGAAAGCCUGGACUCCCACGGACAGAGGCAGCCAACAUGCGCGCGCUAGAGCGGGAGAAGCGCAAGAGAGCACACAAAGAGUUGCUCAACUUCUAUGCUUGGCAGCAUCGUGAGACCAAGAGGGAGCACAUAGCCCAACUGAGGAAGAAGUUUGAGGAGGACAAGCAAAAAAUUGCUGUCAUGAGGGCGCAGCGGAAGUUUCGGCCUUACUGAGUUGCAGAUCUACAGCUGUUCCCAAAAUGUCACAACUGGGAGAGUUUUUCGUGGGGCUUCUCGGAAGCCUGUUCUGAUCCCUUCUCUGUUCCCCUGUAGUAUCUCCUGGAGUGUGAUGAAUGAAGCAGGCGGAUGUAGGGGUUUAGAAGUGAAACAAUCCUGUUUGCUCAGAUUGUGUAAUGCUGGCAGUUCACAAGCAGCCAUCCCCAAUGGCUGACUGCUCUAUGGACCAUGCAUAAUAUUAAUUUCAUCCAAUGAUUGAGUUCUGAGGUUGUUUCCCAGUUGGAGCAGACAUGUGCCUUCAGAUGUAAAUAAAUUUUUCUAUUUGCUCUA
Molecule: messenger RNA, 1216 nt
Organism: Rhineura floridana
Lineage: Eukaryota; Metazoa; Chordata; Lepidosauria; Squamata; Rhineuridae
Gene: RRP7A
Product: ribosomal RNA processing 7 homolog A
Exons: 7
Coding region: 38-883 (281 amino acids)
Biological process (GO): ribosomal small subunit assembly; rRNA processing
Cellular component (GO): CURI complex; UTP-C complex
Molecular function (GO): RNA binding
Source: RefSeq, a predicted model, not a curated record